Molecule: messenger RNA, 923 nt
Organism: Phacochoerus africanus (Common warthog)
Lineage: Eukaryota; Metazoa; Chordata; Mammalia; Artiodactyla; Suidae
Gene: CCDC70
Product: coiled-coil domain containing 70
Exons: 2
Coding region: 125-784 (219 amino acids)
Source: RefSeq, a predicted model, not a curated record
AAGAAACAGAUCUCUGCAGCCUAACAGACACCACGUUCAAAGGAGGGUUGGACCAGCCGACCUGCAGGCGGCCCGCAGCCCUGUCCUCCAGCGCAGCCUCCCGCCACCCUGGCCGGUCAGGACCAUGUUUCCCUUCAAGGUGAGCAAAUGGAUGGGGCUUGCCUGCUUCCGCUCCCUGGCGGCGUCCUCGUCCAGCAUUCGCCGGAAGAAACUGAUCCACAAGCUGCAGGAAGAAAAGGCGUUUCGGGAAGAGAUGAAACACUUCCGUGAGAAAAUCGAAGACUUCAGGGAAGAGAUGUGGACUUUCCGGGGCAAGAUCUGCACUUUCAGGGGCCAGAUCUUGGGCUUUUGGGAAGAGGAGAGAACUUUCUGGGAAGAGGAGAAAACCUUCUGGAAAGAGGAAAGAGCCUUCUGGGAAAUGGAGAAAUCGUUCCGAGAAGAAGAGAAAGCCUUUUGGAAAAAGUACCGAAUCUUCUGGAAGGAAGAUAAGGCCUUCUGGAAAGAGGACAACGCCUUAUGGGAACGAGACCGGAACCUUCUUCAGGAGGACAAGGCCCUGUGGGAGGAAGAAAGGGCCCUGUGGGUCGAGGAGAGGGCCCUUCUGGAGGAGGAGAAGGCGCUCUGGGAGGAUAAAAAGUCCCUCUGGGAGGAAGAGAACGCGCUCUGGCAGGAGGAGAAGGCCUUCUGGGUGGAGGGCGGCGGCCAAGUUGCCGAGGAGCAGAUGCUGGAAGGUGGCCACCACGGAGGCCCCCGGUCGCCAGCCUUCCCCCGGCGCAGGGCGUGAGCGCAGGAGCUGAAGGGCCGCGGGGUCCACGCACCGCUGGAUCGGGACUCGUGUCCCGGGUCACUCCGUGUGCCCAGGAGAAUAUGCUCUUAUUUGACUCCUGCCUUCAAAAGAUCUAAUAAAGUCCUGAGGAGCGGUU